GCGCCCAGUGUUGUGGCCUAUAAAACGGCCUGGGUCCCCCUCUCGUCCCACUCCUCCCUCUCAGCCUCACGACGUCUCGUCUCGUCUCCUGCGCGUUCCGGUUCCCACCCCACCAUUAACGCCCUCCCUGCUCAGGACUUGCUAGUGGGGGACGAGGAAAGAAGGGACCUUUUGUUUUCCGCGGUUUCUUGCAAUCCUCACCAAGUCACCAUGCUAAGGAAGUCCCAAGGAGGUUACCGGCUGGGCCGGAAGCUGCUCGGCGUGUGGCGGUGGGCGCUCUGCGGCCGGCGCCGGCGCCACGGAGGCUACCUCCGCCUGCAGCAGCGUUGCGGCGGCGGCCACUGCGGGGACCGCGCGGCCAGGAGGCUCGCGCCGGUGCUGCGGUGGGGCCGGUCGCUGGCGCGGCGGCUGAGGCUCGGGUGGAGGGCCGGCGGGAAGCGCGCGCUGGAGGACGGCGGCGACGGCGGCGAGCCGGCGGUGACCACGCCCAAGGGGCAGGUGGCCGUGUACGUGGGCGGCGGGGAGGCGUCGCUGCGGUACGUGGUGCCGGUGGUGUACUUCAACCACCCCAUGUUCGGGGAGCUGCUGAGGGAGGCCGAGGAGGAGUUCGGGUUCCACCACCCCGGCGGCAUCACCAUCCCCUGCCCCGCCGCGCGGUUCGAGCAGGCCGCCGCCCUGGCCGCCGCCGGGAAGAAGGGACUCGCCAGGUGGUAGUGGUAGUAGCAGGGGAGUCGCUGCAGCAGUCGGUUAGGGAGGGAGAGAUGCCCCUGACCGCCGCCGGCCGGCCGGGCGGCGGCGGCGGCGGAUGGUGUACAUAUGUGUGUUUCCAUCGGAAAGGGGCUAGCUAGCUAGCUGAUUUUGUUCGUUCGAUUCUUGGUCAUGUGUGUUGACUGAUGCCUCCUGCUGUUCUUUGUUUCUCGAUGCUAUUACUAUUCUUGUUCAGAUUUCAGAA
Messenger RNA from Setaria italica (foxtail millet), 952 nucleotides. Its product is annotated as auxin-responsive protein SAUR36-like. The transcript has a single exon. The record is from RefSeq and is a predicted model, not a curated record. Gene Ontology annotation, biological process: response to auxin. The coding region runs from base 211 to 714 and encodes 167 amino acids. NCBI's taxonomy places the organism in Eukaryota, Viridiplantae, Streptophyta, Magnoliopsida, Poales, Poaceae.